Molecule: messenger RNA, 993 nt
Organism: Aureobasidium subglaciale EXF-2481
Lineage: Eukaryota; Fungi; Ascomycota; Dothideomycetes; Dothideales; Saccotheciaceae
Exons: 3
Coding region: 1-993 (330 amino acids)
Biological process (GO): transmembrane transport
Cellular component (GO): Golgi apparatus
Molecular function (GO): antiporter activity; GDP-mannose transmembrane transporter activity
Source: RefSeq, a predicted model, not a curated record
AUGAUAGCAAUUCUGUCGUAUUGCGGUAGCUCAAUCCUCAUGACUGUGACCAACAAAUAUGUAUUGGGUGGCCGAGACUUCAACUUGAAUUUCUUCCUUCUUUGUGUUCAGAGUGUCAUUUGUCUUGCCACAAUCGAGGGCUGUAAAUAUGGUGGUCUCAUCACGUAUCGCGAGUUCAACAUGGCUCAAGCCAAAAAGUGGUUUCCCAUCUCCGCGCUUUUGGUCGGCAUGAUAUAUACUGGAUCGAAGGCACUGGCAUAUCUCACUAUCCCAGUCUACACUAUCUUCAAGAACUUGACCAUCAUCUGUAUUGCUUAUGGCGAAGUUCUCUGCUUUGGAGGCUCUGUAACUCGCAUGGCACUGGUAUCGUUUGGCUUGAUGGUCCUCAGCUCCGGUAUCGCUGCUUGGGCAGACGUCAAGACUCCUGCGCAACCGGGAGAUGCGGCCGGUGAUGGCGGCUUGUUCUCAAUGCUCAAUGCAGGGUAUGUCUGGAUGGCGCUGAACUGCAUCUGCAAUGCAGUUUUUGUCAUUGCCAUGAAAGUGCGUAUCAAGUUAACGAAUUUCAAGGAUUUUGACACCAUGUACUACAACAAUCUGCUGAGUAUUCCCAUUCUGUUGGUCUGCUCGCUCUUGCUAGAGGACUGGUCUUCCGCCAAUGUCGCUUUGAACUUCCCAGCCGAUAACCGCACGCCAAUCAUCACAGCAAUUGUCAUAUCUGGGUUAUCCUCGGUCUUCAUCUCGUACUGCUCUGCUUGGUGUGUACGCGUCACUUCAUCGACCACAUAUUCGAUGGUCGGUGCUCUCAACAAACUACCGCUCGCUAUCAGUGGUCUACUGUUCUUCAACAAUCCUGUCACGCUCGGCGGCUGCAGUGCUAUCGCACUUGGAUUUGUUAGUGGUCUGGUGUAUACCUACGCGAAGAUCAACGAGAAGAAGCCCGAAAAGGCUGAUGUCUUGCCGAUGACCAAGAUGCCCACAACAAGGGAGACCUGA